Phlebotomus papatasi is the source of this 1252-nucleotide messenger RNA. RefSeq lists its product as uncharacterized. The coding region runs from base 594 to 1121 and encodes 175 amino acids. The record is from RefSeq and is a predicted model, not a curated record. Gene Ontology annotation, molecular function: nucleic acid binding; zinc ion binding. Lineage: Eukaryota; Metazoa; Arthropoda; Insecta; Diptera; Psychodidae. The transcript is spliced from 2 exons.
GUCCAGUUCCAGAAGUGGGUCAAUGUCACGAGAGAAAAAGAGGGAAGUACAAUGCUAUCAUUGCCAAAAAUGGGGAAACCAUUAUGCAUAUAAUUGCCCUCAAAAGAAGUCCCGUUCGAGAGUGAACCACACUGACCGCACUGACCAGUCGAGUGAUAGCGAGCGUGAGGAUAACAUCUCCUCAAUGUUUCUCAACAGCGUGGUCGUGAAAGUGGACCCUGAGAGAAACCCGCGAAUUGGGAGUGAGCGGAAUACCAGUAGUGUUCGUGAUGGUGGCAGUGGCAAUGGGAAGAAAGUUGCAAAGAGCCAGGAAGGUGAUCUUCCAGAUGGCCGCACUAAAAAGUGCAGUGCAGUGAAUGGCUGUGAAAGUCAACGUGUGGUGGUGCGCAGCGUCUUCUCCAGCUCAGAAAAGGAGCUACGUGAAGUGGAGAAACUCCUGGAUGAGGAUAUGCCGGAGGAAGCCAUCCUUAAUUGUGAUUUGGAGGAGGAAGAGCGUCUGCUGGGGGAAAUAAAUUCUGCACAAUAAUACGCCAUCCACGGUGACCGGGGUGGAGCCAAAUAAUUUGGCACUAAACUUCCGCCCGAGAACAUUGAUGACAAUGCUUAACAGAGGGGGAGAAGAUGCAGAGGAAAAGAAGCAGUGCAAGCCGAAAAUUAAGAGGCCCGUGAAGGAGUUCUCAAGAGGAUCUGUGAAAGAUUCUAGAGCCAGGCGAGAAGUCAAGGAGUCUAAAGGAAAGCAAGAACAGAAUGGAAGUCUGGAGGAAGGUCAAGAAGUUCUAUACUUCCAUACUCUUGGACAGCAAUGGGCGCGAGCGAAGGUGAAGAAACGGCUCAGCAAAACAGUCUAUCAGAUAGACAUCCGUGGAACUCUUAAGAAGGUUCAUCGGGACCAAAUAAAACCAUUUAUAAAACGAGUAAGGUUCCUGGAUGGUCUUCCACCGCAGCCCCAAGCUCACCAUGAGACACCUGUGUCAGACAAUCAGGAUGACUUUCACACACCGCCUUUGACAACAAGAACACCUGUACAACGCAGAAGAAGACGGCGAAUAGCAGAUGAUGUUUCAACUCCCACCUUAAGGCGAUCCAAACGCAUACAGAAGAAAUUAUCAUUUGAUAUAUAGAUUUUAUUAUUUUUGAAGUAGUUGCAUGAUUUUGAAUUGUAAGUCUUAGCUAAAAGGGGGGAAAUGAAAUGUAUGAGACAAAGAUGGGUCCAAUGUACCAUCCAUUGGAGAAUACCCACAAAGAGGUGGCA